UUGUCUUCAACAAAAGGGAGUUUCAGUGACGCAGUGCAUGGUGGGAGGAGUGUGACUGCAGGUUUCACCUGCGACUGCCACUGCUGCUGUGAGUCGCACCUGUCGCUGAUGUUUCCGGUUUUUCUUCUUUGGGCGUGUAGUUCAACGGUUUCGGACUGUCUGAAACCACCGAGGAUAUCGAACGGAUCCGGCCCCGCAGACGAUCGCCCCUCUCCCUUUCAGUUUCUUAUCGUCUGUCAUUUUCACUGUGCCUCCCCCGCGUCUCUGCUGACUGACCACCGCAUCUCUACGAUUUCAGGAGAACCUUAAAACUGCUGGGAUCUUCUUGUGCAUAAUGGAUGCGCUGGACUCAGGACAGAAGUUCAAUUUGAGACACGAGGCUGAUUUGGAGACCACAGAGAACUUCCUGCCUGCUCCUGACCCGGCUCAUUUGGAGAAGAAACCAGGCUUCAAGAAGAAGCUGUUCAUUGGGUUGGGUCUGGUUCUGUCAGCAGCUGCUCUGUCUCUGAUCACUGGGUUGCUGGUUUGGCAUUUUCACUUACGCAGAGAUGUCAGGGUGCGCAGAAUCUACAUUGGUUCUAUGGAAAUCAAUGACCAGCGAUUUUUGCCAGCCUACGAAGAUCCCAGCAGUUCAGAGUUCACUGAGCUGGCUGCACUUGUCAGUCGACAGCUGAAGCUCCUUUAUUCCAGAAACUCUGUGUCCAGUAAAUACUUUACUGGUUCCACAGUCCAGGCUUUCAGUGAAGGCGAAAGCAGCGACGGCAUUGUGGCGUAUUAUCAGUCGGAAUUUGACGUUCCCGUCCCCCAGCAGAGGUCACUCGAUGAAGCCAUUGAGUCUCUGCAGCCACCUCCAGAAAGUGGUCGACAUGGGCGACUACUGCUGAAACCUGUAGACGCUCUGAGCGUCAACACCGUCAUCUCUAAAGCAAUUGAUCCGCGCAUGAUGAGAAACUCUUUAUAUGUGAAAAAGUCAUUUGACGUUCACGUCAGAGAGGCGGGGAUUCUUCGUUCUCCGGGUUUUCCGGACACUUCCUAUCCUCCUAAUGUUUACCUCCAGUGGAGGCUUCGAGCAGACCCUGAACACAGGGUCCACCUGGACUUUCACACCCUCAUCCUCGAGGACGACUGUCAGCAGGACUUCAUCAAACUCUACGACUCUCUGGCUCCUAUAGAACAGAGAGCUCUGACUGAACAGUGUGGUUACCCUCAUCAUUCCCUCUCUUUCAUUUCAUCGGGAAAUGUGAUGUUGUUGACCCUGGUCACUAACGAGGACAAAAACUUUCCUGGAUUCAGAGCAAACUACUCACAGAUUCCCAUUGGACAACAACAAUGUGGAGGAACACUGUUGGAAGAAAAAGGCUUUAUCUCGUCUCCGUUCUUCCCUUCCAACUUUCCACCUCGAACCUCAUGUGUGUGGAACAUUGAGGUCCCUAAGGAAAAGUUCAUAAAGGUUCAGUUCCACAAGUUUCUGUUAGGAAAUGAGAGUGAAAACUGCCGUAGAGAUUAUCUUCAAAUAAAUGAUCAAAGACUUUGUGGCAGAGAGUUAAAAAACUCUGUUUUUACCAGUACAAAAAACCAGAUGACCAUUAAAUUUCACUCCGACUCCUCUUAUGUGGAUCAGGGUUUUACUGCGGAGUACGAAGCCUUCAUUCCCUCCAACCCUUGCCCGGGAAAGUUCAGAUGUUCCAACAACCUGUGCAUAAACAUGACUCUACACUGCGAUGGUUGGGACGACUGUGGAGAUAGCAGUGAUGAGCAGGACUGUGACUGCGACCAGUUUCAGAUGAAGUGUAAAAAUGGUCUCUGUAAACCGUAUUUCUGGAGGUGUGACGGUUCUGACGACUGCGGGGACAGAACUGAUGAGGAAAACUGCGGAACAUGUAAAGCAGGGGAAUUCUCCUGCAGGAAUGGGAAAUGUAUCCCAGAGAAACUCAAGUGUAACUAUAAAGAUGACUGUGGAGAUGGAUCUGAUGAGUCCAAGUGUGAAAAAUCUCUGGUUCUGCAGCACUGCUCCGCAUUCACCUUCCGCUGCUCAAAUGGACAAUGCAUCAGUAAAGUGAACCCGGAGUGUGACGACGAGAAAGACUGUGAGGACGGAUCAGAUGAGGAAAACUGCCGGUGUGGCACAAGGCCAUAUCGAAGUUCCAGAAUAGUGGGGGGUCAGGUGUCCCGUGAAGGGGAGUGGCCUUGGCAGGUUAGCCUUCAAAUCAAAGGCACCGGUCACGUGUGCGGGGGGUCGGUGUUGAGUCAACAGUGGCUGCUGACAGCUGCUCAUUGUGUUCAGGACAAUGGGCCAAACAAGUACUCACAGGCUGACCAGUGGGAAGCCCUGCUUGGUCUCCAUGUUCAGAGUCAGACCAACGAGUGGACGGUGAGGAGGAGCAUAAAACGCAUCAUCGCUCACCAGGAUUACAACCCGCUGACAUAUGACAACGACAUAGCUCUGAUGGAGCUUUCCCAGGAGGUGGUGCUCAACCAGAACAUCUGGCCCAUCUGCCUCCCAUCCUCCACCCAUGAUUUCCCAGCAGGCCAAGAGGCUUGGAUCACAGGCUGGGGAGCCACCAGAGAGGGAGGAAACACUGCCACCGUCCUACAGAAGGCUGAAGUUCGAAUCAUCAACAGCACAGUGUGUAAGCGCCUGAUGAAUGAUGAGAUUUCUGAAGAGAUGCUGUGUGCAGGAGUCCUAAAAGGAGGCGUGGAUGCAUGUCAGGGUGACUCUGGUGGGCCCCUGUCGGUGACCACUCCUAGUGGGCGCGUCUUUCAGGCAGGCUUGGUCAGCUGGGGUGACGGCUGCGCACGGAGGAACAAACCUGGAGUCUACACAAGGAUCACAAAAUACCGUAGCUGGAUUAAAGACAAAAGUGGAGUUUAACUGAAACUGCUGCUUUCUAAACCCACAACAUGUAAACUCAACUAUUACUGUCUACUCAGUUUACAAACACACAAGUGAAAACUAAGGAAAACGACUCAGGAAAUGCUGUUAGCUUUUAAUUACAUUUAGGCACUGAUUUAAUGUUUAACACAUUUUAUACUUUUUAUGUUAUUAUGUAAAAGGCCAAACCAAGAAAGUGUUCUAUCGCACUUUUUUUGUUCUUAAUUCUGGUUUUCAGAUGUAGUUUUUUUAGUUUGAGGGGGGGAAAAAAAGCUUUGAAUUCAUUAGAGGUUUUCCUCUAAAUAUUUGUACAUUUUAUUGCAAAAACGUUGUUUGUUUGUUUCUCAUUAUUUAUAUUGUAGUCUGUCUUUGUUUUCGACAACGGGAGAAUAACUGUUUUUCUGGUGAAGGUGUAAUUUUUUACUUAAAUCUGUUUUAAGCUUAAAACAGAAGGUAUGUGUUGAAUGCCUUGCACUUUUUUAACCUGUGAAAUUUUUAAAGAAAGAAAAAAUGGUAAAACCAAAUGUGUAUAUUGUAGAUA
Cynoglossus semilaevis (tongue sole) is the source of this 3413-nucleotide messenger RNA. Its product is annotated as suppressor of tumorigenicity 14 protein homolog. Gene Ontology annotation, molecular function: protein binding; serine-type endopeptidase activity. The coding region runs from base 335 to 2872 and encodes 845 amino acids. The transcript has 21 exons. NCBI's taxonomy places the organism in Eukaryota, Metazoa, Chordata, Actinopteri, Pleuronectiformes, Cynoglossidae. The record is from RefSeq and is a predicted model, not a curated record. Gene Ontology annotation, biological process: proteolysis.